This is a messenger RNA of Sporothrix brasiliensis 5110, 2718 nucleotides long. Its product is annotated as cullin 4. NCBI's taxonomy places the organism in Eukaryota, Fungi, Ascomycota, Sordariomycetes, Ophiostomatales, Ophiostomataceae. Bases 1 to 2718 code for a protein of 905 amino acids. The transcript has a single exon. Gene Ontology annotation, cellular component: Cul4-RING E3 ubiquitin ligase complex. Gene Ontology annotation, biological process: protein ubiquitination; DNA damage response; ubiquitin-dependent protein catabolic process. The record is from RefSeq and is a predicted model, not a curated record. Gene Ontology annotation, molecular function: ubiquitin protein ligase binding.
AUGCAUCCGACGCGUCCCGGAGCAUCCCCCCCUCCGUACUCGGGCAGUGCCAGUGCCGGUGCCACUGCCAGUGCUUGUCCAACACCCGAUACCUUGCUGCCUGGAUCUGCGUCCCGCCGUAGGAAGCGUGUCGACUCGAUCCCCUCACUACCGCUGGCCUUUUCGGCGUCGGCACUCAACGCGAAGCGGCAUAAGACACAAUCGGGUGCGGAGUCCAACACAGAGACGAUGAAUGCCAAGACACAGGGCAAGCGGCCCGAGGUGGUGGACUUGACAGGGCCUGGAGCGCAGUGGGGCACGACCAACACGGCUGCGGCGGCGCGCAAGUCCAUGGCCUCGGCAACGGCACCGACGGCGUUCCAGCCACACACGGGCGCGCGGAAGCUGGUGAUCAAGAACCUGCGGGUGUCGGCGCCCGCACGGGUGGAGCAGGUGCAGAGCUACUACGACCGCACAGGCGCCGACAUUGACGCGGCGCUGGCAUCCAUCUUCGCCAACGAGACACCGCGUGUGCCGCUGGAGCGGCUGUACCGCGGCGUCGAGGAUCUCUGCACGCACGGCCAGGCCGAGCACCUCUACAAGCGGCUACGAGCGCAGUGCGACGCACACUUGACGGGGACCGUGCUGGCUGGCAUCCGGGCGGAGACGCUCGGCGCGUCCGACAUUGCCACGCUGCGGGCGGUGCAUACGCAGUGGCUCGUGUGGGUGAAGCAGUCGUCUGUGAUUCGGUCCGUGUUCAGCUACCUCGACCGGGCGUUUCUGGUCAACGAGCGGUCGUUGCCGCAGAUCAACGACAUGCUGAUUGCACGGUUCCGCCGCAUGGUCUUUGACAGCGCCAAGAAGAGCAGCGACGCCAAUGCAACAGCCGGCUGCGCUGCCCCGGAGGGCCCUGGCAACAAGGUGCUGGCGGGCAUGUGCCAACUGGUCGAACAGGACCGACGCAGUGACGCUGCCUUUGAUGCAGCCCUCCUGCGCAACGCCGUCAGCAUGCUGCACAUUUUCAACAUGUACGGCACGCUCUUUGAGCCGCUGUUCUUUAAGGAGUCCGAGGCAUUUGUGCGCGACUUUGUCCAGGAGCGCGAGACGGCCGCCGACCUGCGGCAGUACAUCAAGGCAUGUGCGGCGCUGCUGGUGCGCGAGUCCGACCGCUGCAACGCCUUCAACUUUGACAGCUCCACGAAGAAGCAGCUCCUCAAUACGGUCGAGCGGCUGCUGAUUGUCGACCGCGACGCCAAGCUGCUCGACCAGGAGAGCGUGGCCAAGCUGCUCGACGCCAACGACGUCGACACGAUGCGCUCCCUGUAUUUGCUGCUGCAGCUGCCCGGCCUGCAGCGACGGCUGCGCACGCCUUGGGAGGCGUACAUCGAGGCCACGGGCACGGGCAUCGUCACGGACGUGGCGCGGGGCGACGAGAUGGUGGUGCGCCUGCUGCUGCUGCGGCGCAGCUUGGACGUGAUGAUCCGCGAUGCGUUUACGCGCGACGACUACUUCACGCACGGCCUGCGCGACGCCUUUGGCCGCUUCAUCAACGACCGCGCCGUGACAAAGGCUUGGGCGUCGGGCGCGUCCAAGGUGGGCGAGAUGGUCGCGAAGCACAUUGACAUGCUGCUGCGCGGCGGCCUCAAGACGCUGCCGCCCACGCUGCUGUCGGACAACAAGGACCGCAUCGACGCCGAGCGCAGCGGGCAGGCGAGCACGGGCGACGAGGACGCCGAGCUGGACCGCCAGCUGGACCAGGCCCUGGAGCUGUUCCGCUUCAUCCAGGGCAAGGACGUCUUUGAGGCGUUCUACAAGAAGGACCUUGCGCGCCGCCUGCUGAUGGGCCGCAGCGCGUCGCAGGACGCCGAGCGCAACAUGCUGAGCAAGCUCAAGACCGAGUGCGGCUCGUCGCUGACGCACAACCUCGAGCAAAUGUUCCGCGACCAGGAGCUGUCGCGCGACGAGAUGGCCGCGUACAAGCAGUGGCUGGCCGGCACGGGCCGGACGGACGACACAACAUCGUCGCCCCCCACCACAGCCACCAGCAAAGGUGUCGAUUUGCAGGUCAGCGUGCUUUCGGCGGCGGCUUGGCCGUCGUACAAGGAGGUUGCGCUCAACCUGCCGCCCGAAGUGCUCGAGCAGGUCAACCAGUUUGACAAGUACUACAAGAACAAGCACACGGGCCGCCAACUGACGUGGACGCACACCCUCGGCCACUGCCUCGUCAAAGCCCGCUUCAACCGCGGCACCAAGGAGCUGCUCGUCAGCAGCUUCCAGGCGGCCGUGCUGCUGCUGUUCAACCAAGCCGAGGCAGACGAGGACGGCGGCGGCGGCGUGCUCAGCUAUGCACAGAUUGGCGAGGCCACGGCGCUCGAAGGCCCCGACCUCAAGCGCACGCUGCAGUCGCUGGCCUGCGGCAAGGUGCGCGUGCUGACUAAGCACCCGAAGGGCCGCGACGUCGGCGAGACAGACACGUUUACCGUGAACAAGGCGUUUACGGACCCCAAGUUCCGCAUCAAGAUCAACCAGAUUCAGCUCAAGGAGACCAAGGAGGAGAACAAGGCCACGUACGAGCGCGUGUCGGCCGACCGCCAGUUUGAAACGCAGGCCGCCAUUGUGCGCAUCAUGAAGAGCCGCAAGUCGCUGCCGCACGCGCAGCUGGUGGCCGAGGUGAUCAGCCAGACAAAGAGCCGGGGCUCCCUCGACCCAGCCGACAUCAAGCAGAACAUUGAGAAGUGA